CCAACGGUGUACAACUGGAGGUGGGGAUAUCGGUCGUCCUCCAUCUCGCUGCACCUGUCGAUUGGGGAAUCAUGGCGACUUUGCAAGACCUAUAUGGGGUGGCGCGAAGGUUGAUCAUGGAGAUCCGCAGGGGCCUGGAGGAGUUGGAGGGUGCCGAGGCGCGCGGGAUCAUCCAAACCUCGACCUCCCUGUCCAGAGAUAUGCACGCCAAGCUGCGAGAGCUUCAGAAGAUAUCGCACCAGAUCGAGAGUCAGUGGCGUAUCCUCGUGGUUCAGGAGAACAGCAGCAAAAGGGACCUGUGGAAGAGGAAGGUGGAGCAGGUAGUGGAGGAAUGCGACCAAAUCCGAGUUUCCCUGGAGAGGUUCAAGUCGAGAGAGAGCAGAAGACAAGCGGAGGAGAGGGAUCGAGUGGAACUCAUGCAGAGAGUCACGUCGGACGACGAGUUCAGAUUGCUCGUAAAUCAGUACGACGCUGAAGCUGGUGCCAAGAUGUCGCUGCAACGUUCUGGAGGUAUGGUGGACGACUUGUUGGCGCACGGAGCUAGCGUCUUGGGCGCGCUCGGGGAACAGAAGGAGAGACUGAAAGGCGCGCAGCACAAGAUGCUGGAUCUCCUCAAUAGCAUCGGCGUAUCAGCAUCUUUGCUUCGCGUCAUCGAUAGAAGACAACGCAUGGACGCGAUGCUCGUGUACGGUGGCAUGGUGUUCACGGUCUUACUGCUCCUGUUUGUUUGGAUGUUCUUCGGAGGGAAAAAGAAGGUAAAGAGCUUCUGAGUACUAAGUUAAAUGUUAGCUUGAGUAAUAGACCAGAGAGUAUCGUAGCA
Messenger RNA from Micromonas commoda, 820 nucleotides. RefSeq lists its product with no specific name. Gene Ontology annotation, molecular function: SNAP receptor activity; SNARE binding. NCBI's taxonomy places the organism in Eukaryota, Viridiplantae, Chlorophyta, Mamiellophyceae, Mamiellales, Mamiellaceae. The transcript has a single exon. Gene Ontology annotation, cellular component: SNARE complex; late endosome membrane; ER to Golgi transport vesicle membrane. Gene Ontology annotation, biological process: vesicle fusion; vesicle-mediated transport. Bases 72 to 770 code for a protein of 232 amino acids. The record is from RefSeq and is a predicted model, not a curated record.